AUGACUACAGAGGCACGAAUUCUUGAAGCAACACGCCGUCUUAAUGAGGUGACAUUCAAAACACCCCACUCACCACACAGGGGAGUAAGUGAAUUAGCAGCAGGGUUCUCGCCCUCCGAGACUCUCAGUUUAGAGUCUCUAAUAUGCUCUAUACGCGACAGAGAUACUCGCAGCUCACAGGACAAGAUCUCGAUUCUUGAAAGCGCCGAGGAGAUUGUACGGCAAUUGGAGAGCCCAGACGAGCGAGCAAUGGAACUUCUCAUGUCAUUCUCCAUCGUACCAGAGCCACUAGGGAGCGGCACUAUUGCCAAAUUAUGUCUGUUGAUUGGCUCCAUCGUCCAUGGAGGAAUGAUUGAGCUAGUUGGUUCGUGA
This is a messenger RNA of Pseudovirgaria hyperparasitica, 372 nucleotides long. RefSeq lists its product as uncharacterized. The record is from RefSeq and is a predicted model, not a curated record. Lineage: Eukaryota; Fungi; Ascomycota; Dothideomycetes; Acrospermales; Acrospermaceae. Bases 1 to 372 code for a protein of 123 amino acids. The transcript has 2 exons.